Xylaria bambusicola is the source of this 3462-nucleotide messenger RNA. RefSeq lists its product as uncharacterized. Gene Ontology annotation, molecular function: ATP binding; protein serine/threonine kinase activity. NCBI's taxonomy places the organism in Eukaryota, Fungi, Ascomycota, Sordariomycetes, Xylariales, Xylariaceae. The record is from RefSeq and is a predicted model, not a curated record. Gene Ontology annotation, biological process: intracellular signal transduction; peptidyl-serine phosphorylation. The coding region runs from base 1 to 3462 and encodes 1153 amino acids. The transcript has 9 exons.
AUGAACAAUGACCUGAGCCUCUCGAGGGCUCUGGGUGGCCUGCGCAUAGCAAACCCGGACGAUGCCACCCCGAGUCCUCCCCAGCCACACUCUAUCGACUCCGACCUGUCCACCCCAGGCCAACCGAGUACCGACAUUUUUACCCCCGACACUCAGCUACACAAGACACAGAGUGUACCACAAAGCAGCGAGCCAGUAAGAACAGGCGUGGGCUCCGUCGAACCAGAAGCCACAAACCAGUCUACUUACAACCAAAAUGGUUCCCUGCCAUACUCCAAUAUAUCUUCACGCCCCGUAUCAGCUCUCUACAAUGUUGUUCCUACAGCAAGUGUGCGCGAUCAAGCCGCAAACUCUUACCACAUUCUAAGAACCGAAUCGUCUCGACCAUCUGCUCACAACGAAUCAGGAAGGACAGCUCCAGAAUAUUCGGCCAACUUACCCUCUAGAGAAUCUAGCCACAGAGAUCGUUCAUAUAACCAAAACCGCCAGGCCCAAUUACCAAGUGCACCCGAACCUCGUGGUCGUGGACUUGGACCUGAUAUACCUGGGUCAACUGGCAGUGAAGAGUGGAAAGAUCGGGGAGCUGCUGUAGGAAUGCGAAAAGAAGUUGAUGCGAAUGGGGUUCGUGACUUUUCGUUUGGUAGGGUGCUGGGAGAAGGGUCCUACAGCAGCGUCUACCUCGCGACAGACCGGCAAACACUCAAGGAAUAUGCAGUCAAGGUACUCGAAAAGAGGCACAUCAUCAAAGAAAGAAAGAUCAAAUACGUCAACAUUGAAAAGGACACUCUUAACCGUCUAACAGAGCACCCUGGUAUCGUCCGGCUUUACUAUACUUUUCAAGACGAGAACUCGUUAUACUACGUGCUAGAUAUCUGCAGUGGAGGAGAGCUUCUCGGGGUCCUAAAAAAAACAGGGACCUUUGAUGUUGAGUGCACAAGGUUCUUUGGGGCUCAGAUCCUAGAUGCUAUUGAGUAUAUGCAUUCCCGCGGUGUGAUACACCGUGAUCUCAAGCCCGAAAAUGUCCUUUUAGACGACCAACUACAUGUCAAGAUUACUGACUUCGGUACUGCGAGGUUGUUGAGUGAUCCAAGAGCACCGCAAACCCCGUCAAGGAUUGAGGAUACAGGCACGAGCUCCAGGGGUAAAGAACAAGAUGAUAGCCGAGCAGCCUCAUUUGUGGGCACAGCCGAGUAUGUCAGUCCUGAGCUGCUCACAAACAAGAAUGCUUGCAAGGCUAGUGAUCUCUGGGCUUUUGGAUGCAUCAUCUAUCAAAUGCUAGCCGGUCGUCCUCCCUUCAAGGGCGGCUCUGAGUACUUGACAUUUCAGAAGAUUGUCAAUCUUGACUAUGAAUUCCCACCCGGUUUCCCGUCAGCUGCACGGGAUUUAGUCGAGCGAUUACUAGUUCUAGAUCCUGCUCGAAGGCUCACAAUUGAGCACAUCAAGAAUCAUGAAUUCUUUGACGGCCAGCAAUUUGGCAAGAUUUUGUGGAAAACAAAAGCGCCUCGUCCAUACAAUAAGGGCGAAGAGGGCCACCGGAAGUUCACCCGCUUUUUUGGUGGGAGCACCACAAAAAAGAGGCAGAGGCUUGUUAUGAUCACCUCUAGUGGGAGGAUCAUCCUGGCGCCAGCGGGUGGUGAAGAAAAGAAGGCGAAGCAGGAUAUAUCGCUUCUUACCCCCGACUGCUCCUGGAAAACUCAAAUAGACGCCAAAGGACAGGUGGUCUGGUGUGUUGAUUCGGCUGGCUAUCAUUGGACAUUUGAGGAUAUAAAGACGCCUUCCUCCCUUGACACGUCCGGACCGACGCCUGACGAUUGGAUCGAGACUCUACAGCAGGCCAAGGAUAUUGUAGCUUCGACGAACAUGUCGGGUUCUUAUGUCAGCGACAACGCGUUCGGUGAGAUAUCAUCGUCCAUGUCAAGUCCAGCCAGUACCUUUGGACCCGAAGGCUACAGCCUCCAGCAACAUCAUCAACCGUCACUUCACCAACAACGGGUGUCCCAACCUGGAGGGCCGCGACGGGGUGGCAUUGGUCCCAUGAUGUCUUCCGGCCCACAUCAUUCAGUCGCGCUAUCCCAAGCGCAGAUAGUGAAGCAGCAACAAGAAGCCGCCAUGCAAUUUGAACACGCCAAGCGUCGAAGUCGCAAGCCGACGGACAAGAAUCUUCCUGAUGGAAUUGAUAACUGCAUAGUGGGCGAUGUGGCAAAAAAUUAUCGAGAGCUUAGAGACUUCGAGCGAAGGCUCGAUGCGACCAUGACGAGGAAGCGUCUCGAUAUCGUUGACGCUGUGACUCGCAGUGCGAAGCGUUGGAAGACACUUCGAAUAUGGAUCACCAACACGGCCGAGAAUCAAAUCUGGCAGGGCAACGGUCUCAACGUGGACACCUUCGAUUUUAACUCGAAUCUAGAGCCUACUUAUCGUGUCAAGAUUGAGGCUCGUCUUCUGGAUGACGACGAUGACAGGAAUAGCGAUGACCCUGAAGACACGAAGGAUGGUGCCGAUGACCCAGACCGAAUGGAAGAAGAUGGUCCGUCAGAUUCGAAGGCCAAAACCCCCAAGCCACCUAGAUACCGAUUCUCGCAUUUCUUCAAAGCCCUUCAUGUUGAUUUCCCCCAUAGUAGGGGAGGUGCUGAACAGGGUGUGGAAUGGAAAAAACCAGAGCGAGUGGGCGGGUCCCCAAACCUGCCUGCUGCCGCCGACUUCGAUGAAUUGACGUUUAAGCGAAAUGGCGACGAGAAUCUCAAUAUCACCAUCAAUCUUAUUAGGCACGAGGAACCUGAACGCUAUGCCCUCAGCCGCGAACUCGAAGAUAUUGUCGACAUGCGAGAGGCGACACGGCAAGAGAUUGUCAUGGGACUAUGGGAGUACAUAAAGAUGAUGGGGUUGCAAGAAGACGAGGAGAAGAGAAAUUUUCGCUGUGAUGAACUUCUGCGAAAUGCUUUCGGCGGCAUUGAGAUGGGAGCCAUCCCUAAGCUCACAGACUACAUUUCUCCCCAUCUGCAGCCCCUUCCCCCGGUACAGCUCCCUUACACGAUUCGACUUGACGAAGAAUUCCACAAAGACCCUCAACCCACAAUCUACGAUGUACGAGUAGCAGUAGAUGAUCCUUUGCGAGAACAGAUGACCGCGUUCUUGAAUAAUGCCGGGUAUGCAGGGAUGUUGAAAGAAGUGUCAUCUUUAGACGAAAAGCUGGCGAUCAUUGUCCAGGCUAUUCAUGUGUCUAAGGCAAAGCACAACUUCCUUGAAUCAUUGAGCGAAGAUCCGGCCACAUUUGUGCGCAAUUGGCUUAGCUCACAAAAAAGAGAUCUCGACGUGAUCUUGGGCGAAGCUGUGAGGGGCGGCGGCGAAGAUGCUAAUGGAGACGAGUGGCGCAAGGGCGGGAAAGAUAGUAUCUGGGGCACAGUCAAUGCUCGUGAAAGUGUUAAUUCUCUGCUCUCUAGAAUGCCCACCCAGCCACAACGGUAA